AUCCAAACUAAAAAAAAUAUGCCAAAUACUGGUUUUAUUUCAAUCGGUAAUUAUUUACGGAUAUUUUAUAUUUUAUUGUUGUACUACAUGGAUGUAACAUGCGGUGUCCUACUGAAUGUUGCAAAUGUACUUUGGCAAAUAGUCCUGAUAUGGUUUUAUUAUGUAAUUUACAAGAUACCAAAAUCUAUUUUAAGGGCUGGGUACAUAAAUCGGAAAUGCAUGAAUAUAACUCUUAGCAAAGUGAAUCUGAAUUUGCAGUCGACAUAUCUUAACAUAUUACGGUGUCUUUUAGAACCGAAGGACGAAGCAGACCUUGAAAUGGAAAAAUUUUGCCAAAUAUGCGAAAAGCUAAGUAAUACGGAACCGCAGACACAUGAAAAAGAAACUCAAGCUAAUUUCGAUGGACUCGUUUUAACAGAAAGUAUUCAAAUUUUAAAUUAUACCACAAGUAAUCCCCUGCAGUCACCUCAGCACUCGGUUUUGGUUAUUAAGAAAGAGAAUACUCCAAUUAAUGACAAAACAUCUACAGUAUCCAUUAGUACGAUAAUAGAACCACUAGAGUUGCCAGAACAAAGACUACCAGUUUUUGUACCGCCACCACCACCACCGCCCCCACCUCCGCCGCCAACAAUUUCAUUAAAAAAGGAACAAUUUGCACAGAUUUGUACAAUAACAAAGAGCGUUUCAUAUUCUGUCACACAGGAAAAUGACCCUGUGCAAAAUAAUGAAAUAUUAACCUUAAAGCCUUUGUUCUGGACUCCGAUCAUUAACAGUCAGUCGGAGGAUGCUUGGUACAAGAGAAAGAAAGGAAUAUGGAAUGAAGUCAAAGAAAUAAAAAUUGAUAACUAUAAUGAAUUCGUUCAAUUGUUUUCAGUCCGUAAUCAUAUUUCGAAAAAGAAAACUCCAACGAAAAAUAUGCCAUCUGGCUGUCUCACUUGCGAACGUGGUAGACUUAUAUCGAUAGUUUCCCGUUUUUUUAAAAAUAAAAUGCAUGGUCUGAAAAAGGCCUUAUAUGAAUUGGACUUCUCUGUAAUGACCAUCGAAGACCUGCAAAAGAUCAAUAAUAUAAAAGCAACAAAUGUGGAAAUAAAUUUAAUUAAAAAGGCAGCCGGUGAUAACAUUCCAUUAAAUGAGGCUGAGCGAUUUCUGCUUGAUAUAUCAGAAGUUCCACAAUCCUAUGAUCGCAUAUUCUGCUUAAUUUUUAAAGAAGAAUGCUUCGAAGUAUCUAAGCCUUUAUUACACAAACUAAACGAAAUGUGUAGAAUAUGUCGCUUUCUUCUCACUAACAAUGGGCUCAAAACUAUAUUUUCAAUCAUUUUAACGUUGGGUAAUCUAAUGAACUGCGGUAAUACAAUUCGAGGACGUGCCAAAGGAUUUCAAUUUGAUAUUCUGUCGACACUUAAUGACAUCAGAUCUGAAAAGGCACAAAUCACAUUACUACAGUUUAUAAUACGUACCUACAUACAACGUUGCCUUAAAAAUGGCAAGACAUUGAAUGAAAUAAAAAUGCCGGUACCGGAUUAUAUGGACGUGAAAACUGUUGCAGAAAUUGAACUUGAAGAUUUUAAAAUAGAAGUAGAUGCUCUCAAUGAUCAGUUAAGAGCUUGCAAAAAAGUGCUAGAAAGAGUCACUUUAAAUACAUCCAGCAAUCCUAUUGAACCUUUCAAGAGUGUUAUGAAGAAAGCACUACGAAACACCAAAACAGAUAUUGAAAAUUUGUAUAAUAAACUAGACGAGUGCCGUAAUAUAUUCGAUGAUACCAAACAGUUUUACUAUUACACUUCGAAGCAGCGAAGUACAAACAAAACCGAUUUAAAAGACUUUUUAGAAGUUUGGAUAAUUUUCACAAAACAUUUUAAAACCAAUUGGGUCAAAGAAAUUCGUCUAGCCACUAGUGAGGGAUAAACAUUGAGUUCAUUUUAUUGAAGGAGAUCCAAGGCUUCAAUAUUUUCUGAACCUUAAAGCUCACUUUUAAGCUCAGCAAAUAAUAAUUUAAAAAAUAUU
Molecule: messenger RNA, 2004 nt
Organism: Teleopsis dalmanni
Lineage: Eukaryota; Metazoa; Arthropoda; Insecta; Diptera; Diopsidae
Product: protein cappuccino-like
Exons: 2
Coding region: 19-1905 (628 amino acids)
Biological process (GO): actin filament network formation; cortical actin cytoskeleton organization
Cellular component (GO): cytoplasm; cytoskeleton
Molecular function (GO): actin filament binding
Source: RefSeq, a predicted model, not a curated record